AGAACUGUGACUGCACUUUAAAAAGAGUGGGAGAGAAUCGACCCUGUGGCUUCCACAUAUUCAAGGGAUCGGUCAUGGCUGCAGAAGCAAAGCAGACUUGUUACGAGGGCAGUGCGGUGCAAAGCUUCAAGUUCUACCUGGAACAGUCUGGAGAACAUGAGGCCAUUGUGCGGGGCAUCCACAGCCUCCUGCCAGCAGAGUUUAAAAGAAUUGGAGAAGGUAGAAGUGGUCUUGAUGUUCUGGGCGUUGGAAGUGGUGGAGGGGAGGUGGACGUCCAGAUGCUCUCUCUGCUGCAGUCGACAUUCCCCGCUGUUCCCAUCACCGCUGACAUUGUGGAGGGCAGUGGCGAGCUCACAGAUAACUUUAAAGCUUUGGUAGCAAAGACCACCAACCUCCAGAAGGUCCCGUUUGCUUGGCACGUCAUGCACAGUGAGGACUAUGAGAAGCAAGUGAAAGCAAAGGGAAACAUGAAAAAGUUUGACUUCAUACACAUGAUCCAGAUGCUCUACUAUGUGAAUAACCUCGCUGACACUAUCAAGUUCUACCACAACCUUCUGAAAAACAACGGCACGCUCAUGAUCAUCAUUGAAACAGCCCACGCAGGCUGGGACACCCUGUGGAAGACGUACAAGAAGGAGCUCUGUGUGGACGCCAUCACAGAGUACCGCUCGUCAGCAGAGGUGAUCGCCUGUCUGAAGAGCCAGGGUCUGAAGUACGAGGAGCACAUCAUUCACAACACCUUCGACAUCACUGAGUGCUACGAUCCUAAUAGCACCACAGGAGCACGUAUGAUGAAUUACAUGACAGCCAAAGAAAACUUCCAUCAGUCCUUCUCCCAGGAGGUCAGAGCUGGAAUCUUAGACCUCCUCAAGAACAAGUGCAGCACGGUGAAAGACGGCCGGGUGUUGUUCAACAGCAACACCAGCUGCAUUCUGGUUCAUGCCUGAGUACGUCCUGUUCUCCAUUCAGUUAACUGUGACAUUCUCACUUCAAUCAACAAAAUGCAACACAUAUUUUGUGAUUACUAAAAAUAUCCUUAAAAGCUGUGUCUUGACUGAAUAAAAUAAAACAUUUUGAUACGUUAAGAA
Paralichthys olivaceus (Japanese flounder) is the source of this 1088-nucleotide messenger RNA. Its product is annotated as histamine N-methyltransferase A-like. The record is from RefSeq and is a predicted model, not a curated record. Lineage: Eukaryota; Metazoa; Chordata; Actinopteri; Pleuronectiformes; Paralichthyidae. Gene Ontology annotation, molecular function: N-methyltransferase activity.